UAAAAACCCGUCAAAACCGACUCACGGGCUCCAAGUCAAUGAGAAUAACGGCAGUAAUUCAUAGAGGACGGUCCUCACAUCCCCAUCCUCAAGUUUUGUGGUGUUACAUGUUUAAUCCGAGGUAAACCACGGGGAGAGCUUCAUCUGAAGGACGUUUCUCAGAAAUUCACCAUUAACAGAAAAUCCGUCCGGGAAACAAGGGACAGACACAAAGUUUCUCUAUAGAUCUUCCUCUCUCACACACGCACACUUGAAGACCGAGAAUAAUCGCUCUGAAAGCAUGGAGCCCGACGAGAUGAACACUAUCCCCAACGGGAAGGGGCAUGGAGCUGGCGAGGAGACUACUGUGACUGCAAUAAAAAGCCAAUCAGAAGAUGCAGCUCAGGAACUUGUUCCAAAUAGCACUGAAAAUGCCAGUACUGACAGAACUCCAGGUAAUGCAGAGGCAAAUCUGGCAGAAAGCUCAGAGUUCCUGUCCAACGCAGAUGACAAGAAAACCCCUCACUUCACGGAUUUUGAGGGAAAGACUUCUUUUGGGAUGUCUGUCUUCAACUUGGGAAACGCCAUCAUGGGAAGUGGAAUUCUGGGUUUAGCAUAUGCAAUGGCUAACACGGGCAUUGUCCUCUUUGUAAUUCUCCUCACUGUUAUUGCUGGUCUGUCUGCAUACUCCAUUCACCUGCUGCUAAAAUCUUCAGGCAUUGUUGGCAUUAGAGCUUAUGAACAACUGGGCUUCCGAGCCUUUGGCACACCAGGCAAGAUGGCUGCCGGCAUUGCGAUCACCCUGCAGAACAUUGGAGCCAUGUCCAGCUACUUGUACAUAGUAAAGUAUGAGUUUCCACUGGUUAUCCAGGCUUUUCUGAAGGUGGACAAUCCAUCAGGGAAACUCAUUGCAAGAUCAGCACAACCUAUGCAGGACUUGUUAAUUAUUCAAUCUCUCAUCUCCCUCCAGGUGAUCUAUAAGAAGUUCCAGGUGAAAUGUCCUUUUGGUGACUUUGCCCAUAACAGGACAGUGUUGGGCUUUAACACAAGUGUGGCUGCUGAUCCCAGAGGAGUGGAGAUGACCCCUGAGGGUGACCCUGCCUGCACCCCCCGCCUCUUUAACCUCAACUCGCAGACGGCCUAUGCGGUUCCCAUCUUGGCGUUCGCAUUCGUGUGCCACCCUGAGGUGCUGCCAAUUUACACUGAGCUGCGCAACCCUACAAAGACGAAGAUGCAACACAUCUCCAACAUCUCCAUUGGAGUCAUGUACAUCAUGUACCUCUUGGCUGCUCUGUUCGGGUAUCUGACCUUCAUUGGUGAGGCCUAUUACCAUCACUCCCUUUACUAUAUUUGCAUUCUUUCUUCACGCAUGCAGUGACAAUUUUCUCAACAAAGAUAGAACAUAAGUACCAUGAUGACAGGAGUAAGUGACAAUAAAAAUAUUAGUCGGAUUGUAGUGGCAUUUGUAAUAUUGACAUAUUAAGGUGUGGUCACUUACCAUUGCUUGACGAAAUUUAACAGACAAUGACUGAAUUUCGCUUCUGAAAUUUGAUCAGGCAACAGUAAAUGUGCAUGGGAGGCGUCAUUAUAUGUCUUGAGUUAGCUUGCUAAGGCUUAAACUAUAGAAUCCAUAAGAAAGUGUACAGGAUGAGUAAUUGUGUUGAAAAAUACUUAGAUGUAGCAGAUAGGAAGGGA
Messenger RNA from Sinocyclocheilus grahami, 1674 nucleotides. RefSeq names its product solute carrier family 38 member 3a (gene slc38a3a). Gene Ontology annotation, molecular function: L-glutamine transmembrane transporter activity; L-histidine transmembrane transporter activity; L-asparagine transmembrane transporter activity. The transcript has 11 exons. Gene Ontology annotation, cellular component: plasma membrane. The record is from RefSeq and is a predicted model, not a curated record. Gene Ontology annotation, biological process: amino acid transmembrane transport; L-glutamine transport; histidine transport. Lineage: Eukaryota; Metazoa; Chordata; Actinopteri; Cypriniformes; Cyprinidae. The coding region runs from base 281 to 1357 and encodes 358 amino acids.